Ixodes scapularis (black-legged tick) is the source of this 931-nucleotide messenger RNA. Its product is annotated as adenosine receptor A2a-like. The record is from RefSeq and is a predicted model, not a curated record. Gene Ontology annotation, molecular function: G protein-coupled receptor activity. Gene Ontology annotation, cellular component: membrane. Bases 47 to 931 code for a protein of 294 amino acids. The transcript is spliced from 2 exons. Gene Ontology annotation, biological process: adenylate cyclase-activating adrenergic receptor signaling pathway. Lineage: Eukaryota; Metazoa; Arthropoda; Arachnida; Ixodida; Ixodidae.
GACAGUUUUUCCGCUACAUGGAUCAUCCGACCGAACCGGCUCGCAAAUGCUGACUCCGCGUGCACCCGUGGCUUACGCGGGCGUCGAAAUAAGCGUCAGCCUGCUUGCGACCGCCGGAAAUCUAGCCGUGCUCGUCUGCUUCACCCGGGAACGGCGUCUCCGACGUCGCCUCACCAACUACUACAUCCUCAGCUUGGCCGUGGCAGACCUCCUCGUGGGACUAUUGGCCAUUCCGUCUGCGGUUCUGACCCGGGCCGGGCUGCCGCGGGAUUCGCCCAUACUAUGUGUGGCGAUGCUGUCGUUUCUCGUGGUUCUCUGUACUGUGUCCAUCCUUCAUCUGGUCGCCGUGUCGGUGGAUCGGUACUGGGCCAUCCUGUACCCUUUGGCGUACCAGAGGCUCGCUUCGGAGGGCGUAGUGUUCGGUGUCGUACUGGGAUGUUGGGUGUGCGGGUUCGCGCUCGGCUUCCUGCCUCUGAUGGGCUGGCACGACGCCGCGGCCGCAUCCAGUGGGGCCUGCCUGUUCCUGCCCGUCAUGAAGUACGGGUUCCUGGUGUUUCUCUACUUCGCCACCAUUGUGUACCCGGCACUGCUCAUCGCCUUCUUCUACGUGAGAAUUUUCAUCGUGGUGCGCAAGCAGCAUUCCAUCUACGUGAAUGACGUCACUCUCUGGUGCAUGACCGGGAGCCCAGGAGAACAAGAGUCCGUUCUCCAGAGUGGCCUCGAUGUAAUCAACGCCUACGUGACAAGUAUCCGACUCACCUGCUCUCCGGAAAAAACAGAGUUCACCGUCGUCGUCAACGACAACACCAAACGAGCCGGUGUGUACAGGAACCUCAUCAAGCUCCGUCUAGGUCAGGACCCUGUACCUCGCCGUCCCCACAUUAAGGUUCUCGACUUCAUCCUCCAGCAGGACGGUCGCAGCACAGUAUAA